Messenger RNA from Rhagoletis zephyria (snowberry fruit fly), 563 nucleotides. RefSeq names its product succinate dehydrogenase assembly factor 4, mitochondrial-like. NCBI's taxonomy places the organism in Eukaryota, Metazoa, Arthropoda, Insecta, Diptera, Tephritidae. Gene Ontology annotation, biological process: mitochondrial respiratory chain complex II assembly. Gene Ontology annotation, cellular component: mitochondrion. The record is from RefSeq and is a predicted model, not a curated record.
CAGCUGAUAAGUUGACAAAUGGUUAAUUGUCAUUACACAAUUUUUUUUUGUGAAAAAAGUAAAAUAAACUGAAGAUUUAAGUUUUACCAUCGCUUAUAAAUGAUGAGUAAUUUAAUAAACAUUAGCAAACAGACUAGCCGAUUGUGCCAAUCGCCAUUGAAGCAAGCUGCAACAAAUAUAUUGCAAAGCAAUUGCGCUGCGCUCUCCACAACCGCAAAUGUCUGCGCCGAGUCCAAGGAGCCUAAACAAAAAAGCGAACGCGUAGUUGAAUUCGAGAAAAAGUUGCGUGCAAAGACACCACUUGGAAAAUUAGAUGAAUUCUCGAAACAUCCUUUCCAAGAAAAAGAACCGCUGAAGCCAUGGCCUAAUGCAACCAAUCCACAUACGGGUGAAAUUGGUGGACCUGCUGGACCAGAGCCAACGCGCUAUGGUGAUUGGGAGCGUAAAGGCCGCGUCACAGACUUUUAAAGUAGAAUUUGCUGCUUGAUUUGCUGCAGGUCUUCAGAAAACUACUUUUCCUUUCAAUAAAGCUACAUUUAUCCUGAUACUGCAAGAGGGUAAUA